GGCUUGGGAACCCGAGCGUGCAACCCUAGAAGGGAAAAGGAGGAGAUUGAGCUGCGGCUGCGAGAGAGCGAGAAAGAGCCCGGGUGUUUGUGUGAGAGCCGGGCGGGGGACUGUGGCGAGGGGCCGGCAUGGCUGAAGGCUGCGCUCCGCAACCUUGAAGAGCGGCUGCGGCUGGAGGCCGGGGACCGGGAGGCGGGUGCGAUGGCAGAGCGCGGCCCCUGCAGCUGCGCCCGGCCCGGCCGGCUGGCCUGAGCCGCCGGAGGAACGGGGCUACCUCUGCGCUUCCAUGGAGCAGCGGGAAGGGCGAAACUCCGGAGCGCCGCGUCCCUGCGCUGCUGCUGCCGCGGACUGUUGAAGGGGCCGAGCCCCCGCGACUGCAGAGAGAGGAGAGCCCCCGGCCCAGCCCGCAGGCCUGCUGCCCGGGGCGGCGGGGGGCGUCGGAGGGCGCCAGAGGCGCGCCGAAGGCGCGGCGCCGCGGGAGAGGCCGGCGCUGGAGGCGGCCGCAGCAAUGCCGGGCCCGCUUGGGCUGCUCUGCUUCCUCGCCCUGGGGCUGCGCGGCUCGGCCGAGCCCAGCGGCGCGGCGCCGCCUCUCUGCGCGGCGCCCUGCAGCUGCGACGGCGACCGUCGGGUGGACUGCUCCGGGAAGGGGCUGACGGCCGUGCCCGAGGGGCUCAGCGCCUUCACCCAAGCGCUAGAUAUCAGCAUGAACAACAUUACUCAGUUACCAGAAGAUGCAUUUAAGAACUUCCCUUUUCUAGAGGAGCUACGACUGGCUGGCAACGACCUUUCUUUUAUCCACCCAAAGGCCUUGUCGGGGUUGAAAGAACUCAAAGUUCUAACUCUCCAGAACAACCAGUUGAAAACAGUACCCAGUGAAGCCAUUCGAGGACUGAGUGCUUUGCAGUCUUUGCGUCUAGAUGCCAACCAUAUCACCGCAGUGCCUGAGGACAGUUUUGAGGGGCUCACUCAGUUACGGCAUCUGUGGCUGGAUGACAACAGUUUGACAGAGGUGCCAGUGCAUCCCCUCAGCAAUCUGCCGACCCUGCAGGCGCUGACCUUGGCUCUCAACAAAAUCUCCAGCAUCCCGGAUUUUGCAUUUACUAACCUGUCCAGCCUGGUGGUUCUGCAUCUUCAUAACAAUAAAAUUAAAAGUCUGGGUCAACACUGUUUCGAUGGACUUGAUAACCUGGAGACCUUGGACUUGAACUAUAAUAAUUUGGGGGAAUUUCCUCAGUCAAUUAAAGCCCUUCCCAGCCUAAAAGAGCUGUUAUUUCACAGUAAUUCUAUUUCUGUUAUUCCUGAUGGAGCAUUUGAUGGUAAUCCACUCUUAAGAACUAUACAUUUAUAUGAUAAUCCUCUAUCUUUUGUGGGGAACUCAGCAUUUCACAAUUUAUCUGAUCUGCAUUCCUUAGUCAUUCGUGGUGCAAGCAUGGUACAGCGGUUCCCCAAUCUGACUGGAACUGUCCAUCUGGAGAGUCUGACCUUGACCGGUACAAAGAUAAGCAGCAUUUCCAGUAAUUUGUGCCAAGAACAAAAGAUGCUCAGGACUUUGGACUUAUCUUACAACAAUAUAAAAGACCUUCCCAGCUUUAAUGGUUGCCAUUCUCUGGAAGAAAUUUCUUUGCAACGUAAUCAGAUCCACCAAAUAAAGGAAGAUACUUUUCAAGGCCUGACAUCCCUAAGGAUUCUAGAUCUGAGUAGAAACCUGAUCCAUGAAAUUCACGACAGAGCUUUUGCCAAGCUUGGGUCAAUAACUAACCUAGAUAUAAGUUUCAAUGAAUUAACUUCAUUUCCAACGGAAGGCCUAAAUGGACUAAAUCAGCUGAAACUUGUGGGCAACUUCAAGCUGAAAGAAGCCUUAGCAGCAAAAGACUUUGUUAAUCUCAGGUCUUUAUCUGUACCAUAUGCUUAUCAGUGUUGUGCAUUUUGGGGUUGUGACUCUUAUGCACAUUCAAGCACAGAAGAUAACAGCCUCCAAGAUCACAGUGUGGCAAAGGAUAAAGGUCCCACUGACCUAGCAGUUGUCACCAGCAGUGCUGAAAAGGAGGAGCACAGUCAAAUCAUUAUCCACUGUACACCCUCGACAGGUGCUUUUAAGCCCUGUGAACAUUUACUGGGAAGUUGGAUGAUCCGUCUUACCGUGUGGUUCAUUUUCUUGGUUGCAUUGUUUUUCAACCUGCUUGUCAUUUUAACAACAUUUGCAUCUUGUACAUCACUGCCUUCCUCCAAAUUGUUCAUAGGCUUGAUUUCUGUAUCUAACUUAUUCAUGGGAGCCUAUACUGGCAUCUUAACUUUUCUGGAUGCUGUGUCCUGGGGCCGAUUUGCCGAAUUUGGCAUUUGGUGGGAGAUUGGCAGCGGCUGCAAAAUAGCUGGGUUUCUUGCCGUUUUCUCCUCGGAAAGUGCCAUAUUUUUAUUAAUGUUAGCAGCCGUCGAAAGAAGCUUAUCUGCAAAAGAUAUAAUGAAAAAUGGGAAAAGCAAUCAUCUCAGACAGUUCCGGAUUGCUGCCCUUUUUGCUCUUCUGGGUGCUGCAGUAGCAGGCUGUUUUCCCCUUUUCCACAGAGGGGAAUACUCUGCUUCACCUCUGUGCUUGCCAUUUCCCACAGGAGAGACCCCAUCAUUGGGAUUUACCGUAACCUUAGUGCUGCUAAACUCACUAGCAUUUUUAUUAAUGGCCAUCAUCUACACUAAACUCUACUGCAACUUGGAAAAAGAAGACCUUUCAGAGAACUCACAUUCUAGCAUGAUUAAGCAUGUUGCUUGGCUCAUCUUCACCAACUGCAUCUUUUUCUGCCCCGUAGCAUUUUUCUCGUUUGCGCCAUUGAUCACUGCCAUCUCUAUCAGCCCCGAAAUAAUGAAGUCUGUUACUCUGAUAUUUUUCCCAUUGCCUGCUUGCCUGAAUCCAGUCCUGUAUGUCUUCUUCAACCCAAAGUUUAAAGAAGACUGGAAGUUACUAAAGCGACAUAUUACCAAGAAAAGCGGAUCCGUGUCGGUUUCCAUCAGCAGCCAAGCUGGUUGUGUGGAACAGGAUUUCUACUAUGACUGCGGCAUGUACUCACACUUGCAGCGUAACCUGACUGUGUGCGACUGCUGUGAAUCCUUUCUGUUGACAAAGCCAGUGUCCUGCAAACACUUAAUAAAAUCACACAGCUGUCCCGCCUUGGCAGUGGGUUCUUGCCAAAGACCGGACGGCUAUUGGUCCGACUGUGGCACGCAGUCUGCCCACUCUGAUUACGCAGAUGAAGAAGAUUCCUUUGUCUCGGACAGUUCUGACCAGGUGCAGGCCUGUGGACGAGCCUGCUUCUAUCAGAGUCGAGGAUUCCCUUUGGUGCGCUAUGCUUACAAUCUCCCAAGAGUUAAAGACUGAAUCAGUGUGUUUGUGACUGUUGCCCCCAUCAACCCAAAUCACAGUGUUUAUAGAAUGAACCCUAGUCUGAUCUCGCAUCUGGGAAGCACUUCUGUGAUCACUGCCUGGUGUCACUUAGAAGAAGGAGAAAGGCGGCAGUUUAUUUCUUAAACCAGACCUUUGCAAAGAACAAGUGCCUAAACUAUCAAUGGAUGAAAAAAUGCAGUGUCCAAGCAAUGUGUAGUCUAUUUGAAACAAAUGUAUAACUUGAAAAAGAUUCUAUGUAUAUCAUAGCAAUAUAGCGUUAGGUUUUUCUGAUCCAUAAGAAGCAAAUUUAUACCUAUUUCUGAAUUAAGCACAAGAUAAAGAACAGCUGUUAAUAUUUUUUUAAGAAUAUUUUAAAUGGUGAUUUUGUAUAACCGAAGACAAAGUCUUGCUAAUUUUACCUAAUGUUUCAUCAUUAAUCUCAGGACAGCUUACUGCAGGGCCAAAAAAAGGGAUUGUUUCCCAGAUAGGACUAUGAGAGUGCAUGUAGGCAUCAUCGUCUGGCAUUUUCUAAUCCAUCUCUGACAUAACAGAAUCCUCGAUUUUGUUUAAGAGAUCUAAAUCUAAAACCUGAAGAUGUUUUUAAAACAAUAUUAACAACUGUUAGAUUUUAAAAGAAUAACCGAACACAUUUGUUUUCGGUCAUUAUACACUGCUUUGUUUCGAUCACAGUAAUUUUUUCUUCAGUGUUUUGUGAUCACACUAUUAGGAAAAAGUAAAGGGCUCAUUGCUGUGUGAAUUAGUAGAUUUGGCUAAACUACUUACAUGGGACUUUAAUAGUAUCUGAGGGAUUCGAUGGCUCUGUGUAAUGUUCUCAUUGAUAAAACACAUCCUAAUAUAUCCCUGGAGCUAUCAGUAUUUUCCAGUUUUGUUGGUAUGUGAUCUACCUAUAGUUUAAAUUAUACAGAAAGUAAAUUGUGGCAAGUGAUUUCAUUUAGUUGGAAGAAAUUGGGAGUAAUUAUGACACAGAGCACUUACAUUUAUUUCUUAGUGAGCUGGAUUCUCCUGAACCUAUACUAUUACAUGGAAGCUGCCAUACAUUUUCCCCUUUACUUUGAUUUAUAAGAGCCUGUGCAACAGCUCAGAAACGGUGUUCUAGUGAGACAAGCCAAAUAUGUCACUAAGGUAAAGCUUAGGCCUGACAAGCCAAAUAUGUCACUAAGGAAAAAAUAAAAGGCAUAAAGCUUAGGCCUAUGUCUUUAAAAAUCAAAAUUUUUACUUGAUUCUCACCUAUGGACUUCUGACAUGUUCAUUAUGUGGAGUCUUAAAGUUAUAAAGGUUCAAUAUGUUUUUUGAACAAUAUGCUAAAUCAGUAGCAAACCCACUGCCAUAUUAGUUGUUCAGGAGAUACUAAAAAACAUUAAGCUAGAUUGCAGUUUAAAAAUUAAACUGUAUAUAAUGUGCAUAUAAUGAAUUUUUAUCUUAUGUAAAUUAUUUUUAGAACACAAGUUGGGAAAUGUGGCUUCUGUUCAUUUCAUUUAAUUAAAGCUACCUCCUAAACUAUAGUGGCUGCCAGUAGCAGAAUGUUAAAUUGUGGUUUAUAUACUUUUUGCAUUGUAAAUAGUCUUGGUUGUAUAUUGUCAGUGUAAUAAAAACAGAAUCUUUGUAUAUCAAAAUCAUGUAGUUUGUAUAAAAUGUGGGAGGGAUUUAUUUACAGUGUGUUGUAAUUUUGUAAGGCCAACUAGUCACAAGUUUUUUAAAUUGCUAUCAUGUUUGUAUAUUUACACAUC
Mesoplodon densirostris (Blainville's beaked whale) is the source of this 5118-nucleotide messenger RNA. It is a transcript of the gene LGR4, whose product is annotated as leucine rich repeat containing G protein-coupled receptor 4. The transcript is spliced from 18 exons. Lineage: Eukaryota; Metazoa; Chordata; Mammalia; Artiodactyla; Ziphiidae. Gene Ontology annotation, cellular component: membrane. Bases 509 to 3364 code for a protein of 951 amino acids. Gene Ontology annotation, biological process: G protein-coupled receptor signaling pathway. Gene Ontology annotation, molecular function: protein binding; protein-hormone receptor activity; G protein-coupled receptor activity. The record is from RefSeq and is a predicted model, not a curated record.